AUGAUAGAAAACCAGACGAACUCAUGGCCCGUCCUUUCUCCCGCACAGGUCCGUGAGCACUCACAACCAGAUGAUCUAUGGAUGAUUGUCUUUGGCAAGGUAUAUGAUGCCACGAAUCUUCUUUCGAUACACCCUGGAGGUGCGGAAGUGCUCAUUGAUUGUGCUGGCGUCGAUGCCACGGAGGCCUUCGUAGAUGUGGGCCAUUCCCAGGAUGCUUUGGACAUGUUGAUUCCAUACCAAGUGGGGGUUGUCGGAGGCUAUGAAGAGCUGAAGCACACCCCAUUAGAAUCUAAGCCUCGUGUUGCUCUGCCCAAGAAGAUCCCUACUCCUACAAAGUAUUCUGCGAAGGUUAAGACUAAGCCCUCUAAGACCCCAGAGUGCUACAAACGCAAAAUGUUUUUGUCUGCAAUCGCGCUUUUUGCUCUUGUGUUCAUUUUAUUAUUGCAGAGACAACAAUGGGUCAGAAUAACCUCAUGA
Messenger RNA from Australozyma saopauloensis, 477 nucleotides. Its product is annotated as cytochrome b5-like heme/steroid binding domain-containing protein. The record is from RefSeq and is a predicted model, not a curated record. Bases 1 to 477 code for a protein of 158 amino acids. Gene Ontology annotation, cellular component: endoplasmic reticulum membrane; intracellular membrane-bounded organelle. Gene Ontology annotation, molecular function: heme binding. Gene Ontology annotation, biological process: sterol biosynthetic process. The transcript has a single exon. NCBI's taxonomy places the organism in Eukaryota, Fungi, Ascomycota, Pichiomycetes, Serinales, Metschnikowiaceae.